UUUAAAAUGACAAGCAGUAGGCUAUUUUAAAUAAUCAAUUUAAGAUGACAUGCAGUAUUGAACAAAAAUUCCAACAUUUGUCUGAUUUAAUGCUUUGUUUCGUUGUGCUUUUGUUCCGACUGCCGAUAAAUCCUCCUGGUAAAUGAAUAACACAUUCAUUACGUAUUCAGUCUCUCGGCUAUAGGUUCCCUUUGCCCCUAGCAACAAGCCGUUAUGUAAAACAAAAUUACUCUGGUGUGUGAGGAUAAUGUUACUGCACAGUAAGUUAUCUGAGUAUGGGACUAUUUAACAGCCUUCUUGCUGUGACUACAUGUAACAACAAUAAUCCUCGUAGUUCUUGAAGUAGGCUAUUUGUAUUGUGACACUGCACUGCAGUGGUUUAGAAACUGGAGUUUGCCUUAGGGUUACAGUUUCAAGUCCCAGGUCAGAACUUAUAUGGGAAAAUCAAUUGUAUCCCACUGCUGUGGACUCCUUGGUGGGAUUAAUGGGCUAAUGACAGUCCAGACUCAAACUAACAAGUCAAGGCCACAUAUUCCAGCCUACACUUCUAGAAAAUCGCAUCUGGAGUGAGCCUGCACACGGUCCUAGUGAAAUGUAGCCUACUCCUCCAAUGCAAUUACUGUGCAGCUGAACUCGUGGGACUGCAGGGAGAAAAGCAGUGCUUUGUCCAGUCGCCCCCCAUGGUGAAUUAUUAGUUGUGGCAUCACAAAAUAAGGGAGGAUUUCAGUGGGAUUGUCAUCUUACCAUGGAACAGCAAUGUAUCUCUGCAAGCCUACGGUCUGAAGAUGGAAGAGGAAGCAGGACGAUUCUCCACAAAACACUCUGAGAGGAUUUGUAUCCAUUGUAUCCGUGGAUUUAUGAAGCUUUGUGGGAAGAAACUGACCUUAACCCUAUUGAAAACACUUGCUGCAUAACUCAAAGCAAUAUGCCUGAGCCGGACAUCUCUGUUACCACCCCUCAAGAAUUUGGUUCUGAUUAUGAUUACAGUCACUACUAUGCUUUUUCUGAUGUCUCUUACCAAGACUAUGGACUGUGUGAGAAGACGCACGUGAGAGCAUUCGGCAGGAUAUUCCUGCCUGUUUUUUACACCUUUGUGUGCGCUCUUGACAUUGUGGGAAACACUCUUCUGGUCUUUAUUCUGAUCAAGUACAUGAAACCUUCUAGUGUAACCUCUGUAUAUCUUUUAAAUAUGGCUGCCUCUGACAUUUUGUUUGCGGUGACGCUCCCGUUUUGGGCAGUCUACGCCCACUCUGAGUGGAUCUUCGGUGACUUUGGGUGCAAGACGAUCACAUUGAUUUACACAGUGAACUUGUUCAGCAGCAUCUAUUUCAUUACAUGUAUCAGCCUAGAUAGAUAUUUGAACAUUGUCUGGGCCUCUUCUACCAACAGGUUUGUCAAAUCGCCUAAGUGUUAUGUGAUGUGCAUUGUGGUUUGGGCUCUCUCUUUUUUGGCCGCAGCUCCAGAUCUGAACUUUGUGAAGCUGCAGGAGUUUGAUGGGAAGAAGACCUGCACACAUGAAUUUGGAGGUGAGCACUUGUCGCCAUGGAGAAUUUUCUUAAAGUUCCAAAUGAACAUAAUAGGAUUUCUCAUACCCUUCCUGGCAAUGCUCUUCUUCUAUCUGAGCAUCUGCUGCUUUGCAGUUAAAAUGAAGCUGGGAAAGAAAUCCAGGACUCUGAAGCUGGCGGUUGCCUUGGUCGUGGUUUUCUUUGUGCUCUGGUUCCCGUACAACCUGGUCUUGUUUUUGCACUCCCUUCAAGACCUCCACGUGAUUUCUGACUGUGCCACCAGCAAACGACUAGACCUUGCUAUCCAAGUCACAGAGAGCCUGGCCUUCACACACACCUGUCUGAAUCCCAUUCUAUAUGCCUUUGUGAACAAAAGAUUCCGUAGCUGCCUCUUCAAGAUCCUGAAAAAAGUUUGUAAGAGAGGAAGGGCAUACUCACUUGAGUGUACGGGCAGCACAAGUAUUUCUUCCGAUCUGAAUACCGGGAUUGAACUGACAAUGGUGGAAAAUGUUCAGUGAAUUUUUGUGACUCUGAACAAGAUGAGACUCGGAGCUCUGAACUGAUCAGUAUCCAAAAACUCCCAGGCCUGGCAGGACUAAAAGCAGGAUGUGAAGCCUUUCCUGUCACCUGUGAGAUCCAGGUUCAAUUUCCAAUGCCAUCUACAGUAAUUGCAUUAAUUUGUAUUUCCUCUGCAGAUGUUCUCCUGACUAUAUGUGAGAAAUAAAGCAUAUAUUCAAUAUAUUCUGCAUUUAAUUACAAAAUGUAAGAUAUCAUUUGUACAUGAAUAAUAUUCACUGAAAAAUGUACUAGUACCAUUGCAUUUUUGUGACACCCAUAGCAUGCUGUGUACCACUAUAAUACACAUAUAACAGUCUCUGGAUUUACUCAGCAAACUGUUGGUUAUAAUCAUGUAGACGCUUUAAUUUGUUUCUGUUCCAGUUUGUAUUCUAGUUCAUGGUAUUAAAAAAAUCUGUCCCAAUG
Molecule: messenger RNA, 2486 nt
Organism: Anguilla rostrata (American eel)
Lineage: Eukaryota; Metazoa; Chordata; Actinopteri; Anguilliformes; Anguillidae
Product: atypical chemokine receptor 2
Exons: 3
Coding region: 926-2023 (365 amino acids)
Biological process (GO): cell chemotaxis; immune response; calcium-mediated signaling
Cellular component (GO): membrane; external side of plasma membrane
Molecular function (GO): C-C chemokine receptor activity; C-C chemokine binding
Source: RefSeq, a predicted model, not a curated record